UAGAUGAGUCCAUACUAGAAGAAGCAGAUGCAUCCGAGGAAGUGGAGGCUCAGGAAGCAGAUUCGGGGAAAAAGUUGGAGCCCGGUGAAGAGAAUGAAAUAGAUGUCCUGUCCCCUCACCCCCUUACCCUCCACAGGAGAGCUAGACGAGCAAUACGCCAUCCAGGCCCUGGAUGAAACGACGUGCAUCUACUGCGAUCUGACGCUGUCUGAUGCUGCAGAGGUAGAAGAGCACGUUCGCUCCGUCCACGGCCUAGAGCCGCGAACGGGGCUCCGACUGCAAGAGUGCAAUAUGUGCGGCGCCACGCUCACACACGACGUGCUGGAUCACAUCAAUAGAUGCCACGGCGGCAGUACGGGGGAUAACCGCCGCUACCCGUGCCACUUCUGUGACAACGUGUACACCAGCAGGAAAGCCUGCUACACACACCUCCGUAUGAAACACGGCUUAAAACUCAGCAACGACCAAACGCCAAAGUACACGCCCCGCGAACGCAAGAAAUGCCACAUUUGCGACCGAGACUUCAGUCAGAAGCAGAUUUUGAACAAACAUCUCUGGAAGGUGCAUGGCUAUGAGGUGGAGAAACGCAAGGCGUUCCUGUGCCCUCUGUGUCCAAAUCGAGUGAGCUACGGCGCUCAGUUCAGCCGGCACUUACUCACGGAGCACAGAGUGAGAGAACACGUGGAAAGGCUGCAUCUACACUCCAUGGAUGAGUUCAUGUUAUUCAAAAGCGCCAUUCAAGAGGAGACCAAGUAUCGUUUCCGGAAGACAACAGCCAGCAAACAGACGAUAGAGGGCGUGCGAUCGCACUAUAUGUGCAGCCAAUCCGGAGUGUAUGUAUGUCAGGGUAAAGGCAAGCGUCCAGCGCCGGAGCGGCAAAUCUACAAGACGGGCAAAGCGUGCCCCGCGCACAUGAUCGUCACCGAAACCACCGAGGGCGUUCUCGUCACCUUCCACAAGACGCACGUGGGCCACGGCCCUUGCCCCUACUACCAACCGCGCGAAACCAAGAAACCCAAACCAGAGACAAUCUCCACUCUCCCACCGGAACCGGAUCCAGAGCCGGAACCGGAAGAGAGCGCCGGAUUCGACGCGGCUUGGAUUUGCGACUCCUGCGGCAUGGCGUUCAUGGACGCCAGCGAGUUCAGAGAACACGUGGCUACGCACGGGCUAGUGCUGUUCCCGUGCCAGUACUGCGAGAGUGUGAGUCUCUACUACUUAUGUGGCCUUCGUACCAAAGACGUAUGGAAAGAUGUCAAAAUAGAAGAUUUCUCGUAUUUUGUCAUCUAA
Leguminivora glycinivorella is the source of this 1290-nucleotide messenger RNA. Its product is annotated as gastrula zinc finger protein xFG20-1-like. The record is from RefSeq and is a predicted model, not a curated record. NCBI's taxonomy places the organism in Eukaryota, Metazoa, Arthropoda, Insecta, Lepidoptera, Tortricidae. The transcript is spliced from 9 exons. The coding region runs from base 103 to 1290 and encodes 395 amino acids.